Messenger RNA from Letharia columbiana, 1170 nucleotides. RefSeq lists its product as uncharacterized. The record is from RefSeq and is a predicted model, not a curated record. The coding region runs from base 1 to 1170 and encodes 389 amino acids. The transcript is spliced from 3 exons. Lineage: Eukaryota; Fungi; Ascomycota; Lecanoromycetes; Lecanorales; Parmeliaceae.
AUGUCUCAAACGACAGUUGAAAUCAAACGAGGUCAUCUUACCAAAGCGACCGACCUCGGUGGAGGGGCCAAAGAGCCGGCUACAGCCUACAGCUUAAGCAUACUAGAUGACGAGCCAAUGGGCCUUGAUGUACUUAGUGCGCUGGACCAAGCAGCAACGAACUAUAUCGAGUACUCCAAGACCAUGAGGGCGACCACUCCAGCCACUCCGCAAGGUACUGGUCUAUGUGUUUCAAGAGUUCAUUCUCCGGCCCUGCUGCAAUCCUAUUCAACGGACCAGGGAGCGGGUGUAGCUCGACAGUACUUACCUAUGACCGCAGCCCAGCAAAGUGGAUUUUUGCAGGUAGCUGGUAGAGCCUCUUUGCAGGGUGCGGUUGGUCACAAUGCCAACCUCACAAAUCGGAGCAAGAGCCGGAGACAAAACAACAAUGUCAAUUUCAUCUCAGAGUAUGUAGCCGAGGCUGACUUUGAUCAGAACGAUUUUUCGGGACUGAAGGCAAAGCAAAAGGUCUUCGAGAAAGGUGGCCUUAAGAAGCAACCUCAUCGACGAAGGAGUCGCACUGACAGCAAAAUCGCAUUUCUUCAACGUGGACGCCGCGGUAGACGUGGAAAACGCUCUAGUCCUCAACAUAGAUACCCACCCAACCAGAGCUUCAGUUCUGCGGCUCCAAGUGCAAUCCCAGAGCCUGCCGACGGUGAAUAUCCUGCAGCUUCCCACCCGGAGUACCAACAGCUGCUUCCCAACGCCCAAGCCAAUUCCAUAGCCCAGCCAAACACCCAACUCCAACCUGCCUCUCAGCUUCAACCCAACCCAACACCCUCCCCACACUUGCCAGUCGCCAUCUGCCACGACUGCAACGCCCGCAUCAAUGACCUUUCAGGCUCCCCACACGACCUACCAACACCGUGUCCCCCGUGCCAGCGUGCUCGAGUCUACCGACCUUCCGAAGAGAAGCCUCCGCCCACACCUAAAACCAAGCGGUCGAUUCCGCCAUCUGCCGCCAGAUCAACGACCGGCGGCCCGAGCAGCCUCGAGAUCAAUCAUCGGGAUCAAUCCCAGACCGUCGACGGGGUCAGCGCUUACAGCCACAGGCCAGGAGCCGAAGCAGCGUGGUGGGGCAGGGCAGGAAAAGGCGCUGGACGUCGGCUGAGAAGAAGUCGGCAAAGGUAG